Messenger RNA from Priapulus caudatus, 1026 nucleotides. RefSeq lists its product as uncharacterized. The transcript has 3 exons. The record is from RefSeq and is a predicted model, not a curated record. The coding region runs from base 406 to 1026 and encodes 206 amino acids. NCBI's taxonomy places the organism in Eukaryota, Metazoa, Priapulida, Priapulimorpha, Priapulimorphida, Priapulidae.
AGAUUCCAGUAAGGAUCAAGUAAAUUCUACUACUGUCUGAGUAAAAUCAUUCAAUUUGUGAAUAAGUACGUUUGUGUCGCUUAUUUAUACUUAUAAAUGGCGAGAUUUGAACUGUGACCGAGUGCGUGUUAGAUACGCGUACAGCCGCAGUGGUAGCAUCGAUGGCAGUGGCAAGAACAAGUUGAAGUUGAAGAACAUUGUGAUUGUUUUGAUUUGUUGUCAUUGACUGACUCGUGACUGUGUUGAAAAUGUCACCAUAAAUAUUAUAGUGGCAUCUCCCAUCUGAUAAAAUAUCGGUAAAUAAUAGUAAAGAAACAUGUUCCGUGAACGACGCAUAUAAAUAUUACUUUAAUCCCUUUAUAUGACAUAACAGACAGUUAAUUUCCAUAUUACGACAAACGAGAUAUGAUUAGAAACGGCAAAAACGACGCAAAGAGAAAGCAAAAUAACAAUCACAAUGGGCACGAUGGCAGCCGACAGCAGCAACAACGCGAACGCGGUGCAAGUACGCGUAGCGGCAGCAACGCUAAGUCGAACGUAGUUCCUGAGCGGGAAAUCUCUAAACCACGUGCACAGCCAAACGGAGAACAGAGUACCGUGAGAUCUACCGCUUCUAACACCGCUCACACUCGGAAAACACCCGACGCGUCGCACGGAGUAGAGAAACGAGGGCAAUCAUCUGAAGAAGGAUGUGGUCCAUCGGUUGCUGCACAGCGUAGCCAGCCACAGCUACAGCCACCGACUACAGGUGCUUGGGCGGUACCGUACACAUCUGUAGUGAAUGCUGUCAGAGACACGACCGUGCCUGACAACCACCUCGAAGCGGUAGUGAUGUCACACCCUUCCCAGAUGUCGAACAGUAGUCAGCAGAACAUUAAGGAGGUGCGGAAGAUUGUAGAGGAGGAAGGUCGAUCAGCGAGGAACCUCAUAACGUGGAAUGUUCCCAUCGAGGAGGUGACGAAUGAAGCGCGCGUCGAGGGACUCGAUCCAAUUGGCAAGAGAGCUGUGACGAUGUUUUGUGUUUAG